Molecule: messenger RNA, 1085 nt
Organism: Penaeus vannamei (Pacific white shrimp)
Lineage: Eukaryota; Metazoa; Arthropoda; Malacostraca; Decapoda; Penaeidae
Source: RefSeq, a predicted model, not a curated record
AUAGUUGUAAACAUAAGUGAUUCAAGAUCAUGCCAAAAUAAACAGUUUUUUAACUCUUUCGAUGGAACAGAAGAAAAUUUCGAGAUAGAAGAGAAAGAAGUAGGAGGCAAGAUGAAUUGCGCGCUUAAGUAGUUCCAUGUGGGAGUUUUCUCCUGGAUUUAACAUUAAGAUAACCAAUGAGUCACAACAUAAAGGGCCUGGUUCAGGACAGCAGCAGCAAGCAGUGUGUGCCGCUCUGCUCCCUGGCGGAUCUCAAACUACGGUUCUUAUGUCCUAGUGACUUACCAGAGGUAAAAACACUUUGUCGCCAGUGGUUUCCUAUUGAAUAUCCAGAUGUUUGGUAUGAAGACAUUACGACAAAUCCACAUUUCUAUGCACUAGCAGCUACUCUACACAUGCAGAUAAUUGGGCUGCUUGUGGCUGAGACCAAACCCCUUUCCAAAAUGAACAAAGAGGACCAAGACAUACUCCCACCCUCCCUAACGGGACAGACUCAGAUCGGGUAUAUCCUAACCUUGGGUGUGAGUGACUCAUUUCGUGGCCAUGGGAUUGCCUCGUUGCUGCUAGACAACUACUUGGGUCAUUUGACAGCCCACGAGUCACCACAAGUACAAGCUGUCUUGCUGCAUGUCCUCACGACUAAUCAACGAGCCAUUACCUUUUACCAGCGACGCAAUUUUGUAAAGCAUACUUUUCUACCUUAUUAUUACAACAUUAAAGGAAAGCCGAAGGAUGGAUUCUCCUACGUGCGCUAUAUUAAUGGAGGACACCCACCUUGGACUCUGAUAGAUUACUUUCAGCAUUGGACGAGAGCACUGUCUGUGAUGGAGGUAUGCUGGUGGCCAGUCAGAGUUGUUGCAAAGUUUUGGGGGCUUAUUGCUCGCUCUGCAACUGCUGUUAUGACACACCGACUGUCGUAGCACAAGGAAAAUGACAAGGAGAAUAAACUAACAAAUCUUGAUUAUGUGUCAAACAUGCUGAAAUGGGAACUAAAUUGUACAUUUGCUGUUGUCACGAGAUGAAGUAAGAAUAGGUCUCUUGCCAAAUAUAUUAAUGUUAAUUUGUUUGUGUAUGUGUAUGUGAGU